UUCUAAUCCUUUCAGUAACAGUGAGAAUAUUCAGACAUGGAUCGGACAAGUGACUUACUUAGGAUUCAUGUGUCCGUUUUUAACUUUUUCGGAGUGUGGCGGUCAGAGGAUAAGAAAAAGGACCUUCUGAAUUACUUCCGAGCCUUUUUCUUCAUGGUGUGCUUAGUUUCGUUGUCAACAGUUUUAAUGUUUGUGUCCAGUUUUCAACAAACUGAGUUUGUGGAGAUAAUCAUAACCCCGCUGUAUACCGGGAAUGCAGUGCUGACCAUGGUCAAAACACUAAUCUUCUAUAUAAAAACCGAAAAAAUUAAAAAUUUCCUAAGCAAACUCGAUAAAAUACCGUUUUUCACAGAAGUUGGAGAAAAAGAUACGAAAAUUUCGACAGUACGGAAAAUCAAGCUUCUACCAAAAAUAUUGGGAGUUUUAUUAACUUCUCUAUGUUCAUCGGUAUUGUUGACUCCUGUCAUCCUUGGAGAAAUUACAACAGUUCGAACACUCCCCAAUUGGUAUCCCUUCGAAUGGGAAGGAAAGGUUGGGCUAUGUUCGGUCCUAUUUAUAUUCGAGUUUUCCGCCUCUUUCACUUACAUCAUUUUGCACUUAACUGCGGAUACUUUCAUGGCCUGUGUACUUCUGAUUAUUGGUGGACAACUCCAAUCCCUUGGGUAUCGGCUGAAAAAUUUACCUGUUGAGGAUGCUCCAAUGUGGCGGAUUAAAUUCAAGGAAUAUGUCGCAAACUACAACUCCAUAUUGAGACUAACCAGAGAGUUCGAAAAUAUAUUCUCCGGAAUGAUAUUCACCCAGACAUUGUUCAGCUGUUUGUUCAUCUGCCUGAGUGCGUUCGCGUUGGGGUUGGCGAAUGAUACUGAAACAUACAUACGUUUCCUUUCCUUUAUAACGAGCAUGCUCUAUGAGGUAUUCUUAGUGUGCUACGCAGGAGACUCUCUUACAGGGAAGUCGGAAAAACUGUUCUUCGAUUUAUAUUCAUCGCCAUGGCCAGAUAUUCCUCAAGAUUGUCGCAAAAUGGUACUAAUCCUUAGUAUGAGACUCAAUAAUCCAAUUGUCAUUAGAUUUGGGUUUAUACAGAGCCUACUACUGCAAACUUUUACAAAGAUCGUUGACGCCGCUUAUAAACUUUACGCUUUGCUGCAACAAGUUCCUGAAUGAAGGAAGCUAAUCAAAUGAUCCAAUAACCAACGACAAUGGCCGAUUUAGUUUCGCACCAACUUUAAUGUUCUAUCAGAAUUCGCACUUGUUUGCCAUUUGUUGUUAAUGAAACACGCUUAAUACUCGGAUUUUAAUGUGUAUUUUUCGAUUUCAGUUUGCUCUAAUAAUCAAGUUAA
Hermetia illucens (black soldier fly) is the source of this 1340-nucleotide messenger RNA. RefSeq names its product odorant receptor 46a-like. The coding region runs from base 37 to 1164 and encodes 375 amino acids. Gene Ontology annotation, biological process: detection of chemical stimulus involved in sensory perception of smell; sensory perception of smell. Gene Ontology annotation, molecular function: olfactory receptor activity; odorant binding. The transcript has 4 exons. The record is from RefSeq and is a predicted model, not a curated record. Gene Ontology annotation, cellular component: plasma membrane. NCBI's taxonomy places the organism in Eukaryota, Metazoa, Arthropoda, Insecta, Diptera, Stratiomyidae.